This is a messenger RNA of Vigna umbellata (rice bean), 2565 nucleotides long. Its product is annotated as G-type lectin S-receptor-like serine/threonine-protein kinase At4g03230. The record is from RefSeq and is a predicted model, not a curated record. Gene Ontology annotation, molecular function: protein serine/threonine kinase activity; ATP binding. Gene Ontology annotation, biological process: protein phosphorylation; recognition of pollen. Lineage: Eukaryota; Viridiplantae; Streptophyta; Magnoliopsida; Fabales; Fabaceae. Gene Ontology annotation, cellular component: plasma membrane.
AGAACACUGCAGCUCCUAGAUUCUGGGAAUCUAGUACUAAAAGAGGAUGACUCUGAAGCGACAUACCUGUGGGAAAGCUUCCAGAACCCAACAGACACGUUUCUUCCCGGCAUGAAAAUGGAUGCGACUUUGUCGUUGACUUGUUGGAGAGACUCCUCUAACCCAGCACCUGGGAACUUCACCUUCAAGCUGACUCAAAAGGCUGAGACACGGAGCUUCGUUGUGCAAUAUCAAUCACAAAUCCACUUGGCACUUGAUGAAUAUGACACAGAAGCGGCUUCCCAGAAGGUAUUUAAUUUGUUGAACAACGACAUCUGGAGUGCUAAAACGUAUAAUUAUUCUAACAAAACACUAUUCGUAUCAAAACCUUAUGUGUACUAUAAAUCAAGGCUUUUGAUGAAUUCUAGCGGGGAGAUAGUGUUUCUGGAGUGGGAUGAGGCAGAAUCAAAUUGGACUAAGAUAUGGUCGGCGCCAGAGAACAACUGUGACCUACCUGACUAUUGUGGGAGCUUCAGCCUAUGUAACAGAGAUAACUUCAUUCAGUGCAAAUGUUUGCCAGGAUUCAGUCGUAUUCAUGAUUCUCGUUCUGAUGGAGAAUCCGAGUCCAAAGGAUGUGUGAGAAAAUCAGGAUCGUGUACCAACAAGGACGUGAUGUUCCUGAACUUAACCAAGAUAAAAGUGGGCGACCCAGACCAACAAAUUUAUGCUCAAACAGAAGCAGAAUGCCAAUCCAUCUGCAUCGACAUGUGUCCCGAAUCACAGUGCCAAGCCUAUUCAUUUAAUAUUUCGACCAAUCGCGACGAUAAUUUAUACUCGUGCAGAAUCUGGACGCGGCCUUUACCUUCUCUUGUUGAGAAGUACGCGCGCGGUAGUGAUCUUUCUAUCUUGGUUAAAACAUCAGAUAUAGCACCAACUGCUAAAUCGUGUGAACCUUGCGGCACAUAUGUCAUUCCCUAUCCGCUGAGCACUGGACCAAACUGUGGAGACCCCAUGUACAACAAGUUCAAUUGCGACAAUUCCACUGGCAAAGUUAGUUUUAUGAUUCCCGGACGUAUAUCAUACCCAGUAACUUGGAUCGAUGAAGAUUCCAGAAUGUUUGCCAUUCAAACAGACGAUUUCUAUUCCUUCAAUUACAGUUUCAGCAGUCAGAAUAGCACUGAUUUUCCGUUUAAGGUAGCUCAGUACAAUGAAGAUGCCGUAAUAAAAAUCAGUUGGUUACCAGCGCCAGAACCCCCCUGUAGUCAGCGUACAGACUGCAUUAGUUGGCCAAAUUCAACAUGCAGAGCAACAGGGGAAGGUGGAAGUAGGUGCCUUUGUAAUUCAAACUAUAAAUGGAAUAACACAUUAAUGAGCUGCACCCAAGAGCAAUCAGGAAAUCACUCAACUCGACUAGAACUGAUUCUUUUAGCAACUCUUGGUUCCCUGGCUGCUGUGACAUGCAUAAUAGCUUUUGGCUUCGUGUGGAGAAAGAAAAAGCCCCGUAAACAUGACCGAGCAAGCACCCGAAUUCAGGAGAGCUUGUAUGAGAGUGAAAGACAUGUGAAAGGUUUGAUUGGCUUAGGAAGUUUAGAAGAAAAAGACAUCGAAGGCAUUGAAGUUCCCUUUUACACUUUUGCAAGCAUUCUCGCAGCUACAGAUAGUUUCUCGGAUUCUAACAAGCUUGGAAGAGGAGGUUAUGGACCUGUUUAUAAGGGAACGUUUCCAGGAGGUCAAGAAAUAGCUGUAAAGAGACUUUCAAGUGUUUCCACUCAAGGCCUGCAAGAAUUCAAAAAUGAGGUUAUUUUGAUUGCCAAACUUCAACAUCGGAACCUUGUUAGACUGAGGGGCUACUGCAUAAAAGGGGAUGAAAAAAUCUUACUUUAUGAAUACAUGCCAAAUAAGAGUUUGGACUCAUUUAUAUUUGACCGUAGUCGAACUAUACUGUUGGAUUGGCCGAUGCGGUUUGAGAUAAUAGUAGGCAUAGCACGAGGCAUGCUAUACCUUCAUCAAGACUCUAGAUUGAGAGUGAUUCAUAGAGACAUGAAAACCAGCAACGUUCUCUUAGACGAGGAAAUGAAUCCAAAGAUAUCUGACUUUGGUCUUGCCAAAAUAUUUGGAGGAAAAGAAACUGAAGCAAGUACAGGGAGAGUGAUGGGAACCUAUGGAUACAUGGCUCCAGAGUACGCUUUGGAUGGACUUUUUUCAGUGAAAUCUGAUGUUUUCAGUUUUGGAGUGGUCCUACUGGAGAUUCUUAGUGGAAAAAAGAACACAGGAUUCUAUGAGUCCAAACAAAUUUCUAGCCUUUUGGGUUAUGCAUGGAAAUUAUGGUCAGAGAACAAGAUACUGGAUUUAAUGGAUUCUAGUCUUGGUGAAACAUGCAACGAAAAUCAAUUUUUCAAAUGUGCAGUUGUUGGAUUAUUAUGCAUACAAGAUGAACCAAGUAAUCGACCAACUAUGUCAAAUGUUUUGUACAUGCUUGACGUAGAGACAACAACCAUGCCAAUUCCCACGCAGCCAACAUUUUUUAUGAACAAGCGUUAUUCAAGUUCAGCUUCUUCUUCUAGUAAACCAGAAACAAGUCUGCAA